Messenger RNA from Cyprinodon tularosa, 1689 nucleotides. RefSeq names its product cytosolic non-specific dipeptidase-like. The transcript has 11 exons. Gene Ontology annotation, cellular component: cytosol. The record is from RefSeq and is a predicted model, not a curated record. Lineage: Eukaryota; Metazoa; Chordata; Actinopteri; Cyprinodontiformes; Cyprinodontidae. Gene Ontology annotation, molecular function: metallodipeptidase activity. Gene Ontology annotation, biological process: proteolysis. The coding region runs from base 84 to 1511 and encodes 475 amino acids.
UUGACUUCCUUUAUAAUAGUACAGACUAGACUAAGCUGCUGACUUGCUGCCAGUUAACUGCUUUUUUACGCUUAUUGGCCAAAAUGGCUCAUCUUCCAGAACUGUUUAAGUAUGUGGAGGAACACCAAGACCUUUAUGUGCAGCGACUGGCAGAAUGGGUCGGGGUCCAAAGUGUGUCUGUUUGGCCCGAGAAGCGCAGCGAGAUCAGGAAGAUGAUGGAAAUGGCAGCAAAAGACAUAGAGAGGCUGGGGGGGACAGUGGAGCUUGUGGACAAUGGCACACAAAAGCUUCCCUCUGGUGAGGAGAUCCCUCUCCCUCCUAUCCUCCUGGGCUAUUUGGGUUCAGAUCCUGCCAAGAAGACUGUGUGCAUUUACGGUCACCUGGAUGUCCAGCCUGCUCAAAUGAAGGACGGCUGGGACACUGAGCCUUUCACUCUGGUGGAGAAAGAUGGUAAACUGUAUGGGAGAGGAUCAACUGAUGAUAAGGGUCCAGUGUUGGCCUGGUUUAACUGCAUUGAGGCCUAUCAGAAGAUCCAACAGGAGCUUCCCAUCAACAUCAAGUUCUGCCUUGAAGGGAUGGAGGAAUCCGAUUCUGAAGGGUUGGAUGAACUUGUGUUUUCUCGAAAAGAUUCGUUUUUCAAAGACGUGGAUUAUGUUUGCAUCUCAGACAACUACUGGCUUGGGAAGACAAAGCCAUGCAUCACCUACGGCUUGAGAGGGAUCUGCGCUUUUUUCAUAGAGGUUGAGUGCAGUGAAAAAGACCUUCACUCAGGUGUGUUUGGUGGCUCGAUCUAUGAGGCAAUGCCUGAUCUCAUCGCGCUCAUGGGCUCUCUGGUUGACAGAAAGGGAAAGAUUUUAAUUCCUGGGAUGUACGACAGUGUAGCUCCUCUUACAGACGAUGAGAAAAGACUUUAUGAAAAGAUUGAAUUUGACCUGUCUGAGUACUGCAAAGAUGCAGGAGCUGGGAAGCUGCUGCAUGAUACUAAGGAGCAAAUCCUGAUGCAUCGCUGGAGAUAUCCAUCUCUUUCUCUGCAUGGCAUAGAAGGGGCUUUCUCAGAAACUGGAUUCAAGACUGUCAUCCCACGCAAAGUCAUUGGCAAGUUCUCCAUCCGCCUCGUCCCUGACAUGGACCCCAAAUUGGUGGAAAAGCAGGUGAUCGACCAUGUACAAAAGAAAUUUGCUGAAUUAGGAAGUCCUAAUAAAAUGAAGGUGUACAGCUUUGGUGAAGGAGCCAAAGCCUGGGUGUCUGAUUUCAACCACCCACACUAUAUGGCUGGUCGAAAAGCAAUUAAGACAGUAUUCGGCAUUGAGCCGGACCUGACUCGUGAAGGCGGCAGUAUUCCGGUCACCCUGACUUUCCAGGAGGCGACAGGUCGGAACGUCAUGCUGCUCCCUGUUGGCUCUUCAGAUGAUGGAGCUCAUUCCCAAAAUGAAAAAAUCAACAGAUCAAACUACAUUCAGGGAAUCAAGAUGCUUGGUGCAUACUUCCAUGAGGUCUCACAGCUGGAAUGAACUCUUAAGCAUGUCCACUGUUGAUCAGUCACUUCUAUAAUACAUGUUUUAAUAUAACGCACUUGGGAUGAGGUAUUUUUCCAUCUUUUAAUGUGCUCAUGCUGAAUUCUGACAAAAAGGACAGCAUAGUAUAUUGGAUCUGUUUAGUGUUGCCAAAUAAAUAUAACUUUAAAACACA